GCCAGGCUUCCUGCCCUCGACUGCCUUGCUGAAACGAACACAAACUAAGCUCCGAACAACAACACCCGCCGGUCGGUUUGCCCGACAACAGGUCACCGUAUUCGUCAACAUGAUCAAGCAUCACCGCAGGACGUAUCGAUAGCCCACCCCCGAAAUACACCGCCCUCGCAACAUGAUACUGUCGGAAGAUUGCGCACUGGUAGACCGCGCAUCAUGGGAUUUGCAGGCCUGCUAGGCGCCUCGGUCGAGCGCACGGGGAGCUCGAAAUUGUCACCCUCGGAGAGCACCUCCUCGCUGCCUCUGACGCCAGGCUCUGGGGCAGCUGAUGCUGCCCCGCCUGAGCACAUCGAAGAGGAAGACCAGAUACUGCCCCUCGAGCCAGAACGGCCGGACCUUCGAGAGUUAAACGCCUGUCUCGACGCACUCGCGGUAGUCUUCCCCAACAUUCAACUAGAAGUUUUUCGAGACAUGCUUGCCAGUUUCGACGGCGAAUCCAGACUAGCUCUUGUCGCAGACGCUUUACUGAAGAACCAUGUAUCUUGGGUCAAGGGGCGUUGGAGAGUCACAACUGAAGAUGGCCAAGCGGAGGAAGAGCGGGUUCCCAAAAAGGAGACGUUUAGGAGCUCAGAAUACAAGCAGGCUGUGAAGAGCCUCGCUUGGCACGAAUUCAAGGGGCUCUCUCGCUCGGCCAUAAACGCUGUCCUGGCCGAGAAUAACUAUUCCUACCUCGACGCUCGCCAAACGCUGGUCGACCUCUCGUCCAAAUCCUGGCGUUUUACCAUAUCCUCGCUUUUUCGACGCCGAAAACCCGUUUCAACCACCGAGGCCGAGAAUCAUCCCCUGGUUAUCUGGAAAUCGACCGACCAGGGAUCCAUUAUACCCACACUCAGAUCAACCAGCAAUGCCGAGCUCGACCGAGAGCUUUUCGCAGCACUCAUAGCACCGCUCAAGAAACAGGCACGGGCCGCCCGCGAUGCCAAGGACCGCGAGAUGGCCGUGGAGUUGAACAAUCUAGAGGCAGAGGCAACCGACAGCAUGAUCGAGUGUGCCUGCUGCUUCACCGAGUUGGCGUUUGAGGAGUUCACGUCGUGCACCGACCGCGGUCACAUGUUGUGCGUUCAGUGCGUGCGACACUGCAUUUCGGAAGCCGUUUUCGGGCAGGGUUGGCAGCGGAACAUCGACAGUAAGACGGGAUGUCUUCGGUGCCCCGCGCCCGACACCGAGGGGUGCGAGGGCUACAUUUCCAACGAUCACAUCGACCGGGCAAUGCUCCAGGCGAGCAACGGCCCUGAAAUCCUACGCCAGCUACAGGACCGCCUCGCGGAAUACAGCCUUGCGGCGAGCAAUUUCCCGCUGGUCCGUUGCCCCUUUUGCGGCUACGCCGAGGUCGACGAGACCUACCGGCCUGUGAGCAAGUCGGACUUCCGCCUCAGGACGGACAAGAUGAACACCAUUUUCCUCAUCAUCCUCGGCGUCUGCUGCAUCCCCUACCUGGUGCCGCUCGCGUUGUUUGUUUACAUCUCUAUCUUGUUUUUCCUUGUCGCGGUCUAUCGCACAUCUGGGGGGGGCUUUGCUUAUAGCGACCGCCUCAUGGCCGAGAUUCGCGACGCCGUCAUCCGCCGUCGCGAGCGCAGACGCGGCCUCCGGUUCAACUGCCGAAGACCUGGUUGCGAACGGAAGUCGUGUCUCAGGUGCGAGAAGGGUUGGACGGACGUGCACGUGUGCCACAUGUCGUCGCUCGUCGCCCUGCGUACGCAGGUCGAGCAGGCCAUGAGUCUUGCCGUCAAGCGAGUGUGCCCGCGCUGUAACACGUCUUUCGUCAGGGACUCGGGCUGCAACAAGAUGACGUGCCCCUGCGGGUACGAGAUGUGCUACAUUUGCCGCAAGGACCUCACCGGCACCAACAAGAACCCCGAGGUCGGGUAUCAGCACUUUUGCAACCACUUUUGGGCAGAUCCGAAAAAGAAAAAGUGCACCGACUGCGACCGGUGCACUCUGUACGAGGUUGAGAAGGAGGAGGAGGUCCUGCGCAAGGCGAGGGAGGAGGCCGAACGCAAGUGGAAGCAGACGGAACAGAGAGAGCUGUCCGCGGCGGAAGCCAUGUACUUGGAAACAAGUAUAGCGCCGUCGCAGUCGACGACUUGGGGCUUGGCUGCGGCACGGAAAGGCCGCAGGCCCCUAAGGUUGUCCGAUAUCUGCGACUACCUUCUCGUGACUUUUUUCUUACCAUAAUACGGGCUACGGGGUAUGGGAUUCUGGAGAGGCAUGAAGUCAAUAGGGGCAUCGACUCGUGGUUUGCAUUUAAUGAGGGCGGGUACCUGUUCUUACUUUGGUGCAUGCAGCAUCCGUUCAUCAUAUGGUAGGGAGACUUGUUGUACACGGCGCCCGGGUUUGGAGAAAAAAUGCCUUACGUAAUCAUUGGAAUCCCAAAAUACUUCUCAUC
Messenger RNA from Chaetomium fimeti, 2443 nucleotides. RefSeq lists its product as uncharacterized. Gene Ontology annotation, cellular component: ubiquitin ligase complex. The coding region runs from base 214 to 2232 and encodes 672 amino acids. The transcript has a single exon. NCBI's taxonomy places the organism in Eukaryota, Fungi, Ascomycota, Sordariomycetes, Sordariales, Chaetomiaceae. Gene Ontology annotation, molecular function: ubiquitin-protein transferase activity; ubiquitin binding. The record is from RefSeq and is a predicted model, not a curated record. Gene Ontology annotation, biological process: protein linear polyubiquitination; proteasome-mediated ubiquitin-dependent protein catabolic process.